This is a messenger RNA of Penicillium atrosanguineum, 1560 nucleotides long. RefSeq names its product cytochrome P450. Bases 1 to 1560 code for a protein of 519 amino acids. Lineage: Eukaryota; Fungi; Ascomycota; Eurotiomycetes; Eurotiales; Aspergillaceae. The transcript is spliced from 3 exons. The record is from RefSeq and is a predicted model, not a curated record. Gene Ontology annotation, molecular function: monooxygenase activity; heme binding; oxidoreductase activity, acting on paired donors, with incorporation or reduction of molecular oxygen.
AUGGCUCUCUCAGUCAUAACCCUGGCUGCCGCGGCCCUGGUGGCCUUGAUCCUCUACAAGGGGAUCAUUUACCCUGCUUUCAUCUCGCCAUUGGCUAAGAUCCCCAAUGCUCACUGGAGUGUUCCUCUUUCUCCCGUCUGGAUGCUCUGGAGACGUUUCCGCAUGACAAACAAUCGGACUAUCCAGGCUGCUCAUGAACGUCUCGGUCCGCUAGUGAGACUUGGUCCGUCGGAACUCUCGAUUAAUUGUGUCGAUGAGGGUAUCAAGACGGUUUACACGGGCGGGUUCGAGAAACAUGAUUGGUAUCCGCGGGUCUUUGGAUCGCUCGGAACCGUGAGCAUGUUCACAAUGGUCGGAACAAAGACUCACGCCACCCGCAAGAGAAUGCUAUCCAAUAUCUACUCCAAGUCCACGCUGCAGACAUCGCCUCAUCUACGCUUGGUCUCUAAUGCGAUUGUUUUCGACCGCUUGCUGCCUGUGAUUCAAGAGUCGGUGGAAUCGAACAAGUCUCUCGAUGUGCACGAUCUGGAUAUGGGACUGACAAUGGACUUCGUCUCAUGUUACCUGUUCGGCUUGAGAAAUGGUACAAAUCAUAUCCAGGAUCAUGAUUACCGCAAGAAAUGGCUCCAUAUGUACCUCUGUCGCAAGCCUUUUGAGUUUUAUCACCAAGAGACCCCGAAACUGCAGGGAUGGCUUAGCUGUGUGGGACUCCGCGUGAUUCCGAAGUACUGUGACGAGGCGAACGAAGUUCUCGAUGUGUGGGCUUUGGAUCUCUGCGGCCGGGCUGCAAAUUGUCUUGAUUCCACCGACCCCGCCGUUGAACCUAUCGUCUAUAAGCAGUUGAAGCAGAGUCUCGACAAACAAUCUAUGAAAGAAACAGGCUCAAAACAGGAUCACAAGCAGCAGCAAAUCGACAUUGCUUGUGAGAUGUACGAUCAACUUACAGCUGGCUUUGAAACUAGUGCCGUUGGUCUGACUUACCUUUUCUGGGAGUUAUCCAAACAUCCUGAAUGGCAAGAGAAGCUUCGACAGGAACUAUUGACCCUCAAUCCGCCGAUUAAGUUCCCCGAGGGCGCAGAUCUACCCUCGGCAAAGGCAAUUGACAAUCUGCCUAUUCUGGAAGCUAUCAUCACGGAGACCUUGCGACUUCAUGCGCCGAUUCCAGGCAUCCAACCCCGAGUCACACCCUCUCCAUCUUGUUCACUGGCUGGAUACGAUAAUAUCCCUCCCAACAUCCGAGUCAAUGCACAAGCCUACUCGCUACACCGAAACCCCGACGUUUUCCCCGAUCCAGAAAGCUGGCAGCCGAACCGCUGGCUCAAAGAAGAGAGCUUGCCCGCCGAACUUGAAGAAAGACGUCGCUGGUUCUGGGCUUUUGGCAGCGGAGGUCGGAUGUGCGUUGGUAGUAACCUCGCAUUGCAAGAAUCCAAACUCGUCGCCGCGGCAGUAUACACAAACUUCCGAACCACCAUCGUCAACGACGAAGACAUUCAAGAAAUAGAUGCUUACACCGUGCAUCCCAAAGCCGAGAAGUUGAUCCUGAAAUUCCACUCUGUCUAA